ACGGCCACCGCCAUGUCCUCCCUGGAAGAGAGAGACGUGGGCGUUGCGGCCGCCCCUGGCUCCUCCUCGGCCGGCCUGGGGGUCGGGGCCGUGGGGGCAGCGGUGGAGGCAGUGGCCGGGGUCGCGGCCAUGCAGGAGGAUGUGGGGAUACGGCGAGAGGGGCCUGAGGCUGACCCAGACGAGCCACCCAAGAAGAGGGUGAAAAUACCCGAGGGAGAGUCAGGAAAACUGGAGGAGAGACUGUACUCAGUGCUGUGCUGCACCGUGUGCCUAGACUUGCCCAAGGCGUCUGUUUACCAGUGUACUAAUGGACACCUGAUGUGUGCUGGCUGUUUUAUUCACCUUCUGGCUGAUUCCCGGCUGAAGGAGGAGCAGGCCACCUGUCCCAACUGCAGAUGUGAGAUCAGCAAGAACCUGUGCUGCAGGAACCUCGCGGUGGAGAAGGCCGUCAGCGAGCUGCCGACCGAAUGCACGUUCUGCCUCAAACAGUUUCCCCGCUCCAGCCUGGAGAGACACCAGAAGGAGGAGUGCCAAGACAGGUUUACCGUAAACACUAAAACGCACUGA
Messenger RNA from Menidia menidia (Atlantic silverside), 567 nucleotides. The record is from the annotation of a GenBank genome assembly. NCBI's taxonomy places the organism in Eukaryota, Metazoa, Chordata, Actinopteri, Atheriniformes, Atherinopsidae.